UUCUCAUGAACGUCCGACCGCCGUAAAACCCGAAGCCGCGUGCUCAGCACCGUCGCAAGUUUGAUUGGUUUCGCUAACUCUCGCCGACCAUGAAUCUUGCGCCGCCGCCGCCGCCGGCGAUGCCGCCGACCUGGUACCCGAUGUUACCGCCCCACCCGCCGCCGUCGAGCGCGUUCUGGAGCGGCGCGAACGUCCGCGAUCGAGUUCGAGAGUUGCAGGAGACGCUCGCGCAAGCGAAAGCAAUGCGGAGGGAGCUCGAGUUGCUGGGGACGAUCAAAGAAUCCGAAGCGUGCGGUGAAGGCGUGAGAAGCGGGGCUUGCGGUGGUCGGGCGCGCGAGUUCUUGAAGCACGUCGAGGACGAGGGCAUUGGUCUGGAGUUGCAAGAGAUGCGGUCGCUGGAAGCUGCGAGCUCUGUGAUUUCGAAAUUGAGAGCCCAGCUCGAGCCGUUCAGAGUCGUCGCGGAUGAGGCGGGUCCCUGGGAGGAGAAAUCGGCGGUGUUCAGAUUGUCGAGCAAGAUGUCCAAGUCGAGGCGGAAUAAGCUCUGGAGGAAGAGGAAGAGGCGGCGCGUGGCGGAGCAGCAGAUGAAGGAGCGCGAACGGUUUGACCAAGCUGAUCAGGAUGCUGAUGAGUGGAGAGCAAGGGAGAUCGCCAAGGAUAUUGCGAGACGCAAGAUAGAAAAGAUGAAGGAAAUAGCAAAGCUUAAAGCAAAGGAGGAAAGGAGGAGGUUGGAAUCCGAGCUAGAGCUUGUCUUGAUUGUGGAGAAAUUGCAGGAGCUACGGUCAAUGAGGGUUAGAAAACUGAAGAAGCAGGGACAUUUUCUCCCAGAGGAGGAUAAUGAGUUUCUUGAGAGAGUUCGAGUUGCUGUUGAGGAAGAGGAGAUCCAGGCUCGCAUUGCGGCUGAUGCAGAUGCUGCAAGAGAUGCCAUUGCGACUGCCGAAGAAUCUCGCAAAACAGCUGAUACUGCUGAGUCUGACCCGAAAGAUCAAAAUGAUGUCACACAUCAAAAGCUUGAAAACAAAGAUGAAAUUACUGAUGAGGAAGGCAACAUUAGCUCUUUAACGGGCGGUCAUAAUGAAUCCAAGAAAGAAGCACCAGAAGGGAAAGCUCAUAUUGGAUCUUAUGAGGCCUUGGCAAAUCUUCCGAUUGAGUUCUAUCAUUACUAUCAUGGCAGUAACACUGAUAUGGGGACUCUUAUAGAGGUCAGAAGAACAUGGGAUGCAUAUCUAAGAAGGGGAGGAAGCCGCAUACCUGGGCACUGGGUUCAACCGCCACCUCCGGCAGAUGAAGUAUGGGCUUCCUACUUGGUGAAGCCAAACUGAGGGACUUUGGCUUGCAAUUCAAUCUGUUGGCAUUUUUUCUCUCUCAUACAAGAAAAUCUGAUACUGGAGCAUAUGGCAGACAAAUUUCUCACUAGCAUAUAUCAUGCUGCCCGAAGUAUUGGUAUCUAAGUUUGUUCUCUGGUGGGGAUGAAGGUUUUAUGAUAAGGCUUGCCUGCUGGAAACGCAGCUGCUGCUUGGACAGAUCCAACAACACUUCUUUCAGCAUAGUGAUGAUCCGUAUCAAAACAGACAAUGCACAAGCUGAGUGUUGAAUCCCAAACAAGUUGCUGCAUUAAGCUAUCAAGCUUCAGACAGACAAUUCUGGGUCGAUUUUGUGACUCUUGUCUACUGUCCAUGCUUCCACCACUUAGAAUAUUCUUGUGGCAGCAAAAAAAGAGAACCUCGGAUUGCAAUGCAAAAUGGCAGUCAUGGAAUGUCAGACAAAAGGAAUGCCAGGACGAGUUGCCAAAAGAGUUUUUACAGCGUCAGACAAUUUACUUGCCAUGCUUUUUCGUUUUUCCCCUAAAUGACUGGAAUGGUAUCAAGUUUACUUUUGAGAGGCUUAAACUACUAGCUUGGCGUCGUAAGUGAGAAAGUCAGUUCGAGCAGAGCAACUUGCAGUCUUAAAUCGGCAAUAUGUCACGACUUGCCUGGUCCGGCUCUUUUGUCAUGGCAGUGAAAGCAUAGGGAGGGUGUAUAUGAGCGGGAGGAAAGAUACGAACUUUGGAGAAGCUGGACCUAGAAGCAGAAGUGGGAAAACUUUUGCCUGACAUUAGUUGAAUAUACAGACCUGUUUUGUGAAAGUGAUCGAUUGCGCUUAGCACCUGAAAUUUGUAUGGGGUGAUGAGGCGCAAUGGGAUCUGAGAAGGGCAAACUUGAUUAAUUCGUCGCGACUGUUUACUUUCAAUCCUAUAUUCUUCUCUUCUUUCAUCGAUAA
Molecule: messenger RNA, 2256 nt
Organism: Syzygium oleosum
Lineage: Eukaryota; Viridiplantae; Streptophyta; Magnoliopsida; Myrtales; Myrtaceae
Product: U11/U12 small nuclear ribonucleoprotein 59 kDa protein
Exons: 9
Coding region: 90-1319 (409 amino acids)
Source: RefSeq, a predicted model, not a curated record